AUGUUUCUCUCCGAAAAAGAUUUUCAUCCUACAAACUGUAAUUUCUUCCAAGUACUUGGCCCUGUGAAAAAUGGUGCUUCAAGAGAAGAAAACCAACUGAAAAGUGCUCUUUCUUUGAAGAUUAAAGUGUCUCGUCCAGGAGAAGUAAUUAAGAUUGAGGAAGAAGGAGAUGGAUACUGUAAAACCCCGACAUCAUUAACGGAUCGUAAUAAGAUCCGAUUAAAAUGCCCACCGGCUCCAAGAAAGCCCAAAUCACUUCCAUCUACAAAGAGAUCAUCAAGAAAAGAUCAAACAAUUUUAUUAGAUCUCUCCAGUGAAAUUGAAUCACUUUUUCCUCCAGCUCUUCUAAAAGAUCUGCUUAGUGGUAAGAUCAAGAACGUUAGGAAAGAGAGUGGAAUCAUGUGA
Messenger RNA from Fraxinus pennsylvanica, 405 nucleotides. The record is from the annotation of a GenBank genome assembly. Lineage: Eukaryota; Viridiplantae; Streptophyta; Magnoliopsida; Lamiales; Oleaceae.